Messenger RNA from Trichosurus vulpecula (common brushtail), 2308 nucleotides. RefSeq names its product neurotrophic receptor tyrosine kinase 1 (gene NTRK1). The record is from RefSeq and is a predicted model, not a curated record. Gene Ontology annotation, cellular component: plasma membrane; signaling receptor complex; axon. Gene Ontology annotation, molecular function: ATP binding; transmembrane receptor protein tyrosine kinase activity; neurotrophin receptor activity. Gene Ontology annotation, biological process: regulation of phosphatidylinositol 3-kinase/protein kinase B signal transduction; positive regulation of kinase activity; nerve growth factor signaling pathway. Lineage: Eukaryota; Metazoa; Chordata; Mammalia; Diprotodontia; Phalangeridae.
CCAUAUUGAGAACCAGAAGGAUCUGAAGCAUCUGAGCCUGGGUGACCUGAGUGUCCUGAGAGAGCUGAGGAACCUCACCAUCGUACACAGCGGUCUCCGUUCAGUGGCUCCAGAUGCCUUUCGAUUCACCCCUCGGCUGAGCCGACUGAAUCUUUCUUCUAAUGCACUGAACUCACUCUCCUGGAAAACUGUUCAGGGUCUUUCCCUGCAGGAACUGGUUCUGACUGGAAAUCCUCUGAACUGCUCCUGUGCCCUUCGAUGGCUGCAGCAAUGGGAGGAUGAGGGGCUGGCCAAACUGGGGUUUCUGUGCCAAGGGCCUCCUGCCAUCAUGCCCAACGAUACCUGUGGACUGCCUCUGCUGAAGGUUGAGGUGUUCAAUACCACAGUGGAUGUAGGUGACAAUGUGACACUGCAUUGCCAGGUGGAGAGCCAGGGUCAGAGCUGGACCGGCUGGAACAUUGAAGAGCUGUCUGAGUUUGCCACUGUGAUGCCCUCGGAAUCUGGGAAUCUGUCUUCCUUAUGGUUGAUUCUGGUCAAUGUCUCCAGUGACCUCAACAGGAAGAAUGUGACAUGCUGGGCUGAGAAUGCUGUGGGCCGGGCUGAGGUCUCUGUCCAGGUCAACGUUACCUUUCCAUCUAGAGUGGAUGUCCAAGAGCCAGUUGCCCAGCACCACUGGUGCAUCCCUUUUUCUGUGGACGGGCAGCCGCCCCCCACCCUCACAUGGCGCUUCAACGGCCGCUUACUCAAUGAAACCACCUUCAUCUUCACGGAGUUCCUGGAACAGGCCGCCAAUGAGACCGUGAGGCACGGAUGCCUGCGACUUAACCAGCCUACGCACGUUAACAACGGCAAUUAUUCCCUGGAGGCCUCGAACCCUGGGGGCCGGGCCACUGAUUCCGUGAUGGCUUCCUUCAUGGACAAUCCUUUCCAGUUCAACCCUGAGGAUCCGAUCCCUGUUUCUUAUUCCCCAGGAGCAACCAAUAGCACUUCUGGGGACCCUGUGGAGAAGAAAGAAGACCCAUCUUUUGGGGUCUCUGUGGCAGUGGGCCUCGCUGUUUUCGCCUGCCUCUUUCUCUCUGUCCUACUUAUUCUUCUCAACAAAUGUGGCCGGAGAAGCAAGUUCGGAAUCAACCGUCCUGCGGUGCUGGCCCCUGAGGAAGGUCUGGCCAUGUCCCUACAUUUCAUGACUCUGGGAAGCAGCUCCCUAUCUCCUGAGGGAAAGGGAUCCGGGUUACAGGGACACAUCAUUGAGAAUCCACAAUACUUCAGUGAUGCCUGCGUCCAUCACAUUAAGCGUAGAGACAUCGUGCUCAAAUGGGAGCUGGGAGAAGGUGCCUUCGGGAAGGUCUUCCUGGCUGAAUGUCACAACCUACUUCCAGAGCAGGACAAGAUGCUGGUGGCUGUCAAGGCCCUGAAGGAGGUGUCUGAGAGUGCCCGUCAGGACUUCCAGAGAGAGGCGGAGCUGCUGACUGUCCUGCAGCACCAGCACAUCGUCCGCUUUUUUGGGGUCUGCACAGAGGGCCGCCCACUGCUCAUGGUCUUUGAGUACAUGAAGCACGGAGACCUGAACCGUUUUCUCAGGUCUCAUGGGCCAGAUGCCAAGAUACUGGCCAACGGGGUGGGCACGGCUCCCGGGCCCCUAGGCCUAGGACAGCUGCUGGCUGUGGCAGGCCAGGUGGCUGCUGGGAUGGUCUACCUGGCUAGCCUGCACUUUGUACACCGAGAUCUGGCCACCCGGAACUGCCUGGUGGGCCAGGGGCUUGUGGUCAAGAUUGGAGACUUUGGCAUGAGCCGAGACAUCUACAGCACUGACUACUACCGGGUGGGAGGCCGAACGAUGCUACCAAUCCGAUGGAUGCCGCCAGAGAGCAUCCUCUAUCGGAAGUUUACCACGGAGAGUGACGUCUGGAGCUUUGGCGUCCUACUCUGGGAGAUCUUCACCUAUGGCAAACAGCCCUGGUACCAGCUCUCCAACACCGAGGCAAUCGAGUGCAUCACUCAGGGCAGGGAACUGGAGAGGCCUCGGGCCUGUCCCCCGGAGGUGUACGCCAUCAUGCGGGGCUGCUGGCAGCGAGAGCCCCAGCAACGCCACAGCAUCAAGGACAUCCAUGCCCGGCUCCAGGCCCUCAUCAAGGCACCUCCUGUCUACCUGGACAUCCUGGGCUAGCCCUGAGGAUCAGGCCUCAAAAACCUCAGGGGCUCCCAACCUUGCUCACUCUCACCGCUGCCACCCUUAUUAUUACCACCCAUGGGUGAUCUCAAAGCAUCUUUAACUCAUCCUUAUCCCAGGAACCCAUGAGGAGUUGGG